AUGGUCACCAUGAUCAUGGUCAUGGUUGUCAUGAUGAUCCCUAUGACCAUGGUGAUGGUGGUCUUGAUGGUCACCAUGAUUGUGGUCAUGAUUCAUUAUGAUCAUGGUCUUGAUGUUCACCAUGAUUGUGGUCAUGAUGGUCACCAUGAUCGUGGUCAUGUUGGUCAUGACAGUCACUAUGAUCAUCGUCAUGAUACUCACCAUGAUUAUUGCCAUGAUAAUCACCAUGAUAAUCACCAUGAUUAUGUUCAUAAUGGUGUUGAGCACCAUGAUCGGGUUCAGGAUGAUUUUGGUUAUGAUGUUCAUGUUGGUUACCAUGAUUAUGUUCAUGAUGGUCGUCAUGAUCAUGGUCAUGAUGAUCACCACGAUCCUGGUCAUGACGGUCUUCAUGAUCAUAGUCAUGAUGGUCAGCAUGCUCAUUGUCAUUAA
Microplitis mediator is the source of this 429-nucleotide messenger RNA. Its product is annotated as histidine-rich glycoprotein-like. The transcript is spliced from 3 exons. Bases 1 to 429 code for a protein of 142 amino acids. NCBI's taxonomy places the organism in Eukaryota, Metazoa, Arthropoda, Insecta, Hymenoptera, Braconidae. The record is from RefSeq and is a predicted model, not a curated record.